Messenger RNA from Knipowitschia caucasica, 2613 nucleotides. Lineage: Eukaryota; Metazoa; Chordata; Actinopteri; Gobiiformes; Gobiidae. The record is from the annotation of a GenBank genome assembly.
AUGAGACUUGUGGUGAAAUUAAGCGUGCGCGAGCUGCAGGCACUGCUCCUGAAGAAGGCGAGCGGCGGCCGAGCGGACAAAAUGGCCGCCCUCCUCAUGAGGCACAUGGAGCGUCAGAGAGGACGCACUGUCACCCCAGCAACGGACAACAUCACUAUGGCAACAGGGAGGGGCCACAACAACGUCACCAUGACAACGGACCACAACAAUAUAGUUGCCAUAGAAACAGCCGCCUCAGUCAGAGAGAGAGUCAUCCACACCUCCAGGGGGCAGUACACACUCCGCUUCAGUAAAGAUGCCCAGUCCCCGGAGCGCCCGGAGCGUCUCCAGGUCACUUUCAAACCCACGGUCUGCAGACUGCGGUGCACACGCGGCCGCUGCGUUAAUGUGUGCGAGCUCGCUAACCUCACCACGGUCAGCAGCGGUGCAGAGGAGGGAGCCCCCUUCAGGGUCUUUGUGUGUCCGUUGCUGUGUCAGAAUGGAGGCCUGUGUUUACAGAAGGACCGUUGUGCGUGUCCUCCAAACUUCACCGGAAAGUUCUGCCAGCUGAAUGCCAUGGCCAAUCACAGCGCAGCUUCUCCUCCGUUCUCAGCCAAUCAGCAGCUGACGCACUCACAGUUCCUUCUCCCCCUUGGCGACAGCCCAGAGACACACACAGCAGGAGCUCCCGGUCGUCCCAUGGUACAUGUCAGAGUACAGCACCCCCCAGAGGCCAGUGUGGAAGUGCACCAGGUGAUCAAGGUACCAGCUUCUCAGCGCGCAGGGGUCACAGCGGGGUCUGCGGGGUUUCCUGCUCCCGGCUCCAGGGGCGUCCAGGCCCAGAGCGUCAGCGGAACAGGAACCUUCAACCACAACUCUGGGUUCAAGUACUGCUUCAGAGAGGUGACCGCAGGACAGUGCAGCUCUCCUCUCCCUGGACUCAGGAGCAGAGACACCUGCUGCAGAGGAGGAGGGAGGGGCUGGGGGAUAGAGGACUGUACCAUCUGCACAGACAAAGACAGCAGCCAUAACUGUCCGACAGGAUACGAGAGGGUGGACGGGAAGUGUGAAGAGGGCUUCAUCCUGGACGCCUCCCACGGCCUGUGUAUCUCCCACAGAGUCAUUUCAGAGGAGAAGGGCCAGUGUUUCCGCGUGGUCUCCUCUGGUUCCUGCUCUUUGCCCAUCCUCCGCUCCAUCACCAAACAGAUCUGCUGCUGCAGUAGAGUGGGUAAGGCCUGGGGGCCGGACUGCCUCAGAUGCCCCCCUUUCGGAUCAGCUGCCUUUAAGGAGACCUGCCCAGCUGGUCCUGGAUACCAUUACUCUGCAUCCGCCCUGCAGUUCACACAGAGAGCCAUCGAGCAGCUGGGCCACAGGGGGGCGCCACUGAUACCAUUCAACAUCACACACACAGGUCUGAGUCUUGACCCAGACCCAGUCCAGACCAAACCCAGUCCUGAUGCAGUCCAGACCAAACCCAGUCCUGAUGCAGUCCAAACCAAACCCAGUCCUGAUGCAGUCCAAACCAAACCCAGUCCUGAUGCAAUCCAGACCAGACCCAGUCCUGAUGCAGUCCAGACCAGACCCAGUCCUCCUCUGAUCCACACAAGUCCAAACAGACAGAAUGCACCGGCCUCUCCACAGAUCAGACCAGUCCCAGCCCAACCUGAGGCCAGAAGACCCUCUAGCCAUGGCUCCUCCCCCUCCUCCUCCACCUCUGGGUCCACAUCUCGGCAGGGUCAACAGAAUCCAAGACAAUCGCAGCCUCUUCUAGGGGUCUCCCACACACCUGAGCAGACCAGAUCCCGCCCCCACAGUCCGGUCACCACAACAACAUCCAAGCCCCGCCCCCGCGUUACCACGACGACCACAAAGCCCCGCCUCCGGAUCCCUGUGACCAUCAUGACCACGCGCCCCCCUGCAGUCCGUGAUGUGGAUGAGUGUGCAGACCCCUCCCAGUGUCCAGGGCAGAUGUGCCUGAACUCUGUGGGCUCCUACAGAUGUGUAUCCUGUCGCCAUGGUUAUAGACUCCUCAACCGCCAGUGCAUUGACGUCGAUGAGUGUCGUCAGGCGCCCUGCACCAACGGACGCUGUGAAAACACACCAGGAAGUUACCGCUGCGUCUGUCACCAGGGUUACCGCCUCCUCAACAACACCUGCGAAGAUGUGGAUGAGUGUGCAGACCCCUCCCAGUGUCCAGGGCAGAUGUGCCUGAACUCUGUGGGCUCUUACAGAUGUGUGUCAUGUCGCCAUGGUUACAGACUCCUCAACCGCCAGUGCAUUGAUGUAGAUGAGUGUGAGGAGAAGGGGGCGUGUCCAGGACAGAUGUGCAUAAACUCUGAAGGCUCCUACAGCUGUGUGUCCUGUCGCCAUGGUUACAGCUUAGUGGGUGGAGUCUGCACCGAUGUGGAUGAGUGUGCAGACCCCUCCCAGUGUCCAGGGCAGACGUGCCUGAACUCGGUGGGCUCUUACAGAUGCAUGCAGCAGCUGAAGCUGAGGUCAGCGCAGCACCUGCGAACAGGAAAACAGGGUUGCAGAGCGCGCAGGAGCCUGGGGAUGAACCACGGCCUGAGGAAUGACGUGCACUGCGAGGAUGAGGCGGCCCAGCCGGAAGAGCAGCACCUGUUUGGGACGUGA